AUGAGGGCCUUAUCUCGGAAUUAGAGGCAAAAACCUCAGCUGCUCUGUUAUUUAUCUCCUCUCCUUGUCCCGCUGAGUUUUCCGAUUGCACUCGGUCCAACUUUAGAACAAGGAGUUUUGAGCAUCUCCUUGACAUGGCAAAUUCUCUAUGCUUUGCUCCGGCUUGUUCUGUCAAGCCUCCACCCAGAGCGGGAGCAGUGAUUGGCAAUUCGUUUGCCGGAAAAGUUCUCAGAGUGAAUGAAGCGUGUAUCGGGACUAAAGUUGCAAGAUUUCGGUCUUUGGAAGUAAAGGCUGCGGAGAAUAGUCGAGACACCAAGCCCCGAAGCAUCGUCUGUGCUAAUUGUGAUGGAAAUGGUGCAGUGCUGUGUUCCCAAUGCAAAGGGACUGGAGUAAACUCCGUAGACCACUUCAACGGACAGUUUAAAGCUGGUGCGAUAUGUUGGCUUUGCAGAGGCAAAAGGGACAUGUUGUGCGGGGACUGCAACGGAGCUGGCUUCCUCGGUGGAUUCAUGAGCACAUUUGACGAAUGAAUUUCUCCUUUUCACUAAGUUCAUUAUUUCCGGUUAUGUGCGUGAGCCUCAAAUACGAUAGUUGCCCUUCUUCUUAAGGAUAGUAUGCAAUGUUUGAAGUCCCGAUGAGAAGGGAUGAUGUCCAUUCUGUACCGAAGUACGUUCAGUUCUUUAGCGUUCUCUGAUAAGCUUAUGGAAGAAGUUUGAUGCAGUGGUUUAAGGCGCGA
Messenger RNA from Rhodamnia argentea, 736 nucleotides. Its product is annotated as protein BUNDLE SHEATH DEFECTIVE 2, chloroplastic-like. The record is from RefSeq and is a predicted model, not a curated record. NCBI's taxonomy places the organism in Eukaryota, Viridiplantae, Streptophyta, Magnoliopsida, Myrtales, Myrtaceae. Gene Ontology annotation, cellular component: chloroplast stroma; protein folding chaperone complex. Bases 135 to 530 code for a protein of 131 amino acids. The transcript has 5 exons. Gene Ontology annotation, molecular function: protein folding chaperone.